CAUUUAUAUAUAUAUAUGCAAAAGAGUGUGCAGAAGAGACCUAUUUCAAAAGCAUUAAAUCUUAAUUAUUCCAAAUUUUUGACUAUAUCAUCCUCAUGUCAUGGAGUUUCAAGAAACGUUAAUUAUUAAAGCCUUAAUGACCGUGUCCUAUUCAUUGUCAUUGUGUGGGGAAAAAGUGCAGAGAAGGUAACAGGCUAUGUUGUGUAGCAGGGCGCUGCAGUGACCUGUAUGACCUCUAGAGGACGACAAAACGCUGAAUGAAGGUAGUACGUCAUCUGAGGUGGAAAUGACGAGGAAGAAGCUGUCAAAACACUGCAAGGCCGUGCGAGUCGGCGUUUAAACAUGAAUUGGUUAGGCUCCAAAUUUGCACUUUACAUUUAACACCGAUGGACCCUGUAAAUCUCUGCAAUGUCUCCUCAUGAGCUUCUCAACCCGAGCCCCUGGGGCUUGUCUGAGUUUUUGGUCCAGAAGAGGCUUCUUGGUUUUGGGGCACUGCUGGCCUGGAUGGUCUUGUUCCACCUGCUGGUCAACGUUUGGCUCCUCUGUGUCUUCACAAGCUUCUUAGUGGUCUUAGGUGGUUGGCUGGGUUCCAAGGCUGUCCUGGACUCGGACAGCGUUUUUCAUCUAGAGCGUUUUUUUAAGCUGGAGGAGAUCCCACAUAGUGCCGAGAGUGAGCAACAACUGGAAGAUGAAAUCCAGAAGACAGUUGGCAAGAUCAUACGCGAUUUUGUCACCUCAUGGUACGUCACCGUUUCCAGAGAACAGGAGUUUGAGGAUGAGGUGCACAAUGCCAUGAUAUCCAUGGCAAUGGAGCUCAAGGGUCGAGCAGCAAGGGUCGACACGAAAGCUUUAUCCCAGAGGGUGUUGGAUCUAUCUGGAUGCCACCUUCAGUGCUACUUGAGUGCCAAGGAAGGACAAGAGGUGGACAAAGAUGGAGAUCUCUGGGAGGCGUACAGCAAACUCUGCCCACCUCAUCCUGCUCUUCAGAGCUCUGCUGUUGAGGUGAAUUACGUACGGGCCAUUGUAGAUCUCCUUCUACAUGUUCUUGUACCUCCUCCACAUUUAGAAACCCGAACAGGUCGAUUUGUGGUGGGCGAACUUAUUACGUGCAACGUUCUUCUGCCUUUAAUUACAAAACUGUCCGAUCCAGACUGGCUAAACAUGUUGAUUGUAAGCAUCUUCACUAAAUCCAGUGAACCAACCCCAAAACCACAACCAGUAGAAGUUCAGGCUCCACCUCAAGUUGUAUCUACUCAAGAAAACGCACCACAAGAACUUAAGGUCCCUUGCGUUCUGACCCUAAAAGUCACCCCAGAGAUGCCCAAAGUAACUGAGGCCCCAACGCCAGAACUUGCAGCUUAUGAUGUCAUUGACUCCAUUGAACUUUAUUCUCCACCCAACCUGGAAGAAGACGAACCACGGCUGACAAAACCGUUUCCGUUGGGUUUUAGCCCCAGGGAUUUUCUGCGACUCGGCAAGCCCAAUCCAUUCUAUCAAGAAACAGACUCUGAUUUGGAAUCUCCUCUGACAGACUUCAAGCGGAGCUCCCUGGAAUCGCUAGUUCUGAUUGGCACAGAGGAGACCCUUUCAGAAAGAUUCACAGAUUGCACAACUCCAGUUGACACUGUGUUAGAUCUUGAGGAUGAACUUCCAACUUACACCAAUACAACAGAGAAGGAGCUAUCGGUACAUUCCGCCGGCGUGCCCGAGGAAGAGUCAUCAAGCUUUUGCAGUCUUCAGCCAUUGGAGAAAAGUACCUCGAGUGCAGAGCAGCCUGGCCUGGUGAACCCUAGCGAGCUGGCUUUGACUGCGCCCAUCCAGGCCUCUACACCAGCUGGGAUGGCAUCCCUGACACCUUUCAACUUUGAGCCCCUAAACAGCCCAGAGGGUCCGGUCAUUAUCCAGAACCUCCGCAUCACUGGCACCAUCACUGCCAAGGAGCACAGAGGCACUGGCUCACAUCCCUACACUCUCUACACAGUGAAGUAUGAGACAGCCGUGGAUUCAGAGAAUCCAGAAAAUUUGCAGCCCUUGGCCUAUCACACAGUCAAUCGGCGAUACAGCGAAUUCCUCAACCUUCAGACCCGUUUGGAGGAGAAACCCGAAUUACGCAAAAUUAUUAAAAAUGUAAAAGGACCAAAGAAAAUCUUUCCUGAGCUUCCAUUUGGAAACAUGGACAGUGACAAAGUCGAGGCCAGGAAAAGUCUUUUGGAGACAUUCCUUAGACAACUUUGUGCCAUUCCUGAAACGGCCAACAGUGAAGAAAUGCAAGAAUUUCUCGCCCUAAACACUGAUGCAAGAAUUGCCUUUGUGAAGAAACCUUUCAUUGUUUCACGCAUAGACAAGUUUGUGGUGAACGCUAUAGUGGACACCCUGAAGACGGCCUUCCCUCGCUCAGAACCACAGAGCCCUACUGAUGACAUGGAUGCAGAGCCUGAUGGGAAAUUGUCCACUGACAAGAAAUCCAAGUCUAGAAUGAGGUUCUCUAGUAAAAUUUCCCCUGCUCUCAACGUAUCUGACAUGAAACCCAAAGUGCUUUACUGCUGUGAUGAAAGCAGCACUAUUUUCAAUGGUUUCUCGUUGAAUGGACUGGAGAGCUUCAUCUCAGAGAAGGAGCAAUUUGAGGUUAACGCUCCAGGGUUUGAUGCUGAUGCAGAAAGAAGCGGAGGCUCGGGACCCAGAUGGGAUAUGAAACCCUGCACAUGUGUCAGAGCACAGCUACAGAGUGAACCUGCCUUCUGUGACUCUGCUAGUGAGACGGCUCUAUCCGACCAGGCCCUAAAUAUCCUGUGCGUGCUCUUGAAGGAUCAAUGGAGCUGGCUCUGCACAGAGAACAUCCAGAGGACCAUCAGACUGCUAUUUGGGACCCUUUUAGAAAGGUGGCUAGAAGUGGGUGUGGUUAACCUAACCUGUACACAGUAUUGGGUGAUUUAUCUGCGGGUGCUGCAGGAGGCCAUCUGGCCUGGAGGAAGUCUGCCGGCUCAACCCCGACCCCAACGCAGCCAGCAGCAGAAAGAGGAGAGCAGAAAGCAGGCUUUGCAGUGCCUUAUGAAACUACUGCCAGAUCUGAUCUCUGAAAUGCUGGGCUCUGAGAAGUACAAGAUAUCUUGGCAGACGGUUGUGGAUUCUUUUCAGAACCCCACCAUAAACAGGCAUCUUGUGUACUGCAUCUGGGAUCUGCUAAUCGAGUUUCUUGUCCCUGAGGUGUCUGACGAGGACUUUCAGAAAACACUUCUGCACAGCCUGUCCAAAAAUGCAGAGAAGCUGCCGCCAUAGGUGUGCUGGGGGGAAUGGAGACAUAAAAACACUUGCAUACAUACAUACAUAUCACAUACAAACGUGUGGUCAUUUGCAGUGUUGGGUGGAAAUACUUGCAGAAACAUCAUACGAUCAAGAAAGUGUGGAUUUUAUUCACUAUAGCCUGUGUCUGGCACCAAUUUAGGUUCCUGUUUCUGGGACACACUACGCACGUCCGGGAGAGCUUUGAUUAAUGGACACCUGUUUUGUGUUUUAUCAAACCACAAGUCCAAUCUCAAAAGCCCAACAUACCGGAUCUGAAUUAGUCGCAAGUUCUCUAACUUUUAUCCACCUUGUUCUCACUUCAGCUUUGGGCAAAGCUCUUACAGAUGGACUGCACAGAUCAUUUCCGCACCGUCCUAUUGUGUGUUUAUGAUCUUUCAGUCUUAUUAUACCUUGAGUUUACACACAUUCACUCUGUUAUUCUUCAGACGCUGUCCCAGUUGUAUCUCUUCAGCCUUCCGUAUGAAGAAAGCGUUUUUUUUUUUUCUUGAGAUUCCUCUUUAAGUGGGAAAAUUCGUCACAUCUGCUUCUGGUGUCACGGUUGAGUUGUACGUGCUUUGUGUGCUUUCAGCCAACUUACAAAGCCUUUAUACAUAAUGUCUCUCUUCACCACUUCUAAUUAAGUGGUUAGAUGCUGACAUAAAGCCUCUAAAGAAAGAUCAUGCUGAUUUAUCAAAAACGGCCAGUUUUCAGAACAUUUGUCUUAAAAUUGUUUAUUUACGGUCUCUUGGAAGUAUGUAAGUUAUCUUAAAGUGUUAGUUCACCCAAAACUUAAAAGAUUCUGUCAUUAUUUACACACCCUCAUGCCAUUACAAACCUGUAUUACUUUCUUCUAUCUUAUGUGGAACAUAUAAAAAGAUUUUUUUUGUCAAUGAGCAAUGAGCACCAAAACGAUGUAGUUACCAAAUUUUUUCAAAAUGCCUUUGUUUUGCGCAGAAACAGGUUUGGAACAACAUAAGGGUAAAUAAUGACAGUGUUCAUUUUUUUGGUGAACUAUCCCUUAUUCCCUUUAAAUGUUUAAUUUAUUUAAAUGUUAAUUUCUUUAGAUGUUAAACUUAAUUCGCUUAUUUAUAAUUUACAACAAAUAAUAGAGAGUUACAUGGAAAUACUGUUUUGCGGUUUAUAUAUUUUCUUAUUAUUUUAGCACAAAGAGAUGAUGUCUUGAUUGCCUUAAUGUGUAUAAAUAAUUUAAUUCAUUUAAAAAACAGUAACAAAUGGAUGCAUAUGUGAUUCUUUAAAAGUCUGAGAAAACAGCCUUGUUCGUUUGUCAAGAUAGUGUGCAAUUAACUCCCAAAUCUUAAAAGUAUUACUGUCAGUUUUCAUGUUUUAUUAGCAUCCUUGUGUCAUCUAAUCACCAUUCUGUUUACACAAACUACCCAGUAGUUGCGUAAAAUGAUCCUGUCCUUUCCGUACGGUGAUCGUGUGAGCCUUGUCUCAAUGCAUGCAGAUAUAGAUUCAGGUUUUGCACUGUAAGCCCUGUUGUCCAAGUAUACAUUACAGUGGCUUGAUGGCUUUGUUACACUGUACUUGUGCUUAAUGCGCUGAAUGUUGCACUAUUUGUAAUUUUGUAAGUGAUCUGCUGGUGCGUAUAUAUUGUAGGCCUUAUGUUGUUUUGAUGUAUAUUGAAAAAAAAAAAAAAGAGUAUAAAGCAGUUGAUAUUGUCAUUGAAUUCAGUGGAAAUGCAUUUUACAGGGAAAUUGCCACUUAUUUACAAAGUGCUUUCAAUUUCGGUUAGCAUGUUACACUUUUUUAUAACAACUUAUUCAAACUUAAUUGUGAUUCAGUGAACAUUUAAAACAGGAAAACAGCUGGUACCAAAAAACAAAAAACAUACUAAGAUUAAAUGAUGCAAACAAAUCUACCCAAAAAAGAUGAACAGAAACUGUUUCUGCUGCUUUUGGUCACACAGACUCACAGAUCAUGUUUAGUUCAGAUAGAAUGGAACCUAACGGAAAAUUGUGUUAAAAGAAUGAUUAAAUGACAUCAACCACAAUGUAAUAUAAAA
Molecule: messenger RNA, 5305 nt
Organism: Megalobrama amblycephala (Wuchang bream)
Lineage: Eukaryota; Metazoa; Chordata; Actinopteri; Cypriniformes; Xenocyprididae
Gene: snx19b
Product: sorting nexin 19b
Exons: 12
Coding region: 409-3276 (955 amino acids)
Cellular component (GO): early endosome membrane; intracellular membrane-bounded organelle
Molecular function (GO): phosphatidylinositol binding
Source: RefSeq, a predicted model, not a curated record